CAUAUGAUUCGUAACGUUGACAACACAAAACGAAAACAUGGGUGAUUAAUUAGGCCGGUUUCAAAUCAAAAUUACUGGUGCAUGAACAAUCGAAAUUCCCGUUUGUCUCGAAACUCCACACAUACACAUACACCUCCACCACACACAGACACCAUGACCUGCCCCAAGAGUGAGUUGGAGGCUGACAAGCAUGCGCUGGUGGUCUCCGAGUUCAUCCCCAACCGACUCUACUUCGUCACUUUCCGCAACAAGACUCACCGCAACACCACCGACUUCCAUUACUUCACCACGGACGACGAGUUGGUCUACAAUAACUAUUACGCGGAUUUCGGUCCGCUUAACUUGGCUGCCGUCGCCAAGUACAUAAACAAAAUGAAUUUCAAAUUAAAAUCACCCUCUCUGGCCUCCAAGGUGAUCGUGCAUUUUACGUCAUCCAACGAGAAGAAACGGGUCAACGCCGCUUUUCUAAUCGCCGUGUAUGCUAUCGUAAACCUCAAGAUGACUCCGAACGAAGCUUACAAUCGUCUUUGCUCCUUGAAAUACCCUUAUACGUCAUUCCAGGAUGCCAGCAUGGGAGAGUCCCAGUUCAAAGUGAGGCUGAUCGACUGCCUCAACGCGGUCCGCAAGGCAGUAUUCUUCGGCAUCGUUAAUUUCGAUGACUUCAAUAUCGACGAGUACGAGAAAAUGGACAACAUCAAGAACGGAGAUGUCAGUUGGAUCGUGCCUGAGAAAUUUCUGGCAUUCUCAGGCCCCGUCGACAGUCCUGGGGAGGAGUGUUACCACGCCCCAGAGUACUACCUGAACUACUUCCGUGAAAACAAGGUCAAUACUGUGAUUCGCCUCAACGUCAAGAUGUACAACUCCAAGUCUUUUAGCAACGCUGGUGUGGCACACUACGAGCUAUACUUUGUAGAUGGCAGCGUUCCCUCCCAUGAGAUUGUGACACGCUUCUUUGACAUUACAGAGAACGCUUCAGGUGCAGUUGCCGUCCACUGCAAGGCAGGUUUGGGGAGGACUGGUUGUCUGAUCGGAGCCUACCUCAUCAAACAUUAUCGGAUGACUGCGCUGGAAGCUAUCGCAUGGAUGCGAAUUUGUCGUCCAGGUUGUGUUAUCGGUUACCAGCAGACCUGGCUGGAGGAGAUGGAACCUGCCCUUUGGAACAUGGGUGACUCGUACCGGUUGCGCUAUCACGGGGGUGUAGAUCGCAUUCAUAACCACAAGUACGGUAUCUACAGCUUCCGCAACAAAGAACCGAAUCAGAUGCAGAGUGUGGAGGGGCUUUCAUGUGACUGCAGGGACAUGCAGCAAGGUUCCACCCCCACUCUCUACCCCCACCCAUCCUUGCACGCAUCUCCUACUGCGACGAGCAGCAAGACAGAGACACAGGGGGACAAACUCAAUGCUGUUAAGCGGUGGCGGGAUAUGCAGCAGACAGUCAAGAGCUUCAAGAAGGUGUUGAAAAAGACGCACUAAAAGUAAAUGAACCUACAACAUGAAA
Homalodisca vitripennis (glassy-winged sharpshooter) is the source of this 1498-nucleotide messenger RNA. RefSeq names its product dual specificity protein phosphatase CDC14AB-like. The coding region runs from base 82 to 1473 and encodes 463 amino acids. Gene Ontology annotation, biological process: microtubule cytoskeleton organization; protein dephosphorylation; cilium assembly. The record is from RefSeq and is a predicted model, not a curated record. Gene Ontology annotation, cellular component: spindle pole; mitotic spindle; centrosome. The transcript is spliced from 4 exons. NCBI's taxonomy places the organism in Eukaryota, Metazoa, Arthropoda, Insecta, Hemiptera, Cicadellidae. Gene Ontology annotation, molecular function: protein serine/threonine phosphatase activity; protein tyrosine/serine/threonine phosphatase activity.